AUGACACACUUUCUCCCAACAGAAUGCAUACAAAAGAUAUUCGCAUAUCUAUACGAAGAUAUCCCAUCUCUUCAUUCAGGCGUAUUAGUAUGUCGUCAUUGGUGCAGAAGCAUAGUCCCUAUUCUGUGGCGACAAACGCUUCAUCUCGAAUUAUCAAAGACGAAUCCUCGCAUAAUACCAGCAUAUCUUCCAUUUCUCACCGAAGAGUCAUUAGCAUCAUGUGGGAUAAUACGUCGACAAAAGGACAAGAAACAACUGCCAUUCUUCGACUAUCCAUGCUACUUACGUCAGAUGGACUACUCAAUAUUGUACGAAUGCAUAUGCGCAUGGUGGAAUAGUAUAAACGAUCAAAGUGAAUAUGUGAUAAUCCGCUCAAAUCAAAUAGGAGGAGGAGGGAUAUGUGGGAACGGAUGUGAAAAUGGAUGCGCAGACGACAUUGACAGCCAACAUGGGCAUGAGAAUGGGGAUAGAAAACCAAUAUGUAGGAGACGAGCAGACGCGGAGGAUGAGGGUGCGAACGAAGCUUACGGAAAGGCUUUGUUGGCUAAGGAACUAUGCAAGUUGUUUGUUAGUAGUUGCAAAUCAUUUGGGUGCUUACAUUUGGAGACAUUACCUCUGAAAGAGCAACUGGAGAAGGCAUUGUUCCGUAUCCCCGUCGAAUUUUUGUCGAUUCCUGAUUUCCCCGGAGCGAGCGAGUGCUUGGCUAAUCUAGCUGCGUUUGAAUGUAGUGGUGACUAUGAUAAACAGCAAAUAUUCACCGGGAUGGCAUCUAUUUGCAAAGAUCUCAAGAUUCUCACCGCAGAUGGAAUUGACUAUGGAAAAGACGCAUCAUCAGCGCUGGCAACCCUGCUCUCCAAGCAACGUGGUCUUGAGUAUUUUCUUCUCUCUCGUUGCUUAACUGAUCCGUCUCGUAUACUAUCAGCACUGAAAUCAAGUGAAUUGACGUUGAAGAGUCUACAAUUUUCGUCGUGCCAUUUCCCUCACGAUGACUCAUUGAAGCCAAUAUCAUCUUGUGUUCACAUUGAUACUUUGAGAAUGAAUCAGUGCGGAUUCUUGACCAACGAAAUGUUUUCUUCCAUCAAAAAUACUACCUUCCCCAAUCUUGCUUAUUUGGACUUUACCUACACAUUCGCACCUACUUAUUCGUUUAUUGAAGUAUUCCGUCGAUCUCAUUCGUCACUACGGGAGAUAUGUCUUGGCGGAAUACACGAACAUUCUCCAGAUAUAGUCAGCGGCGUGGCCGAGUAUUGUCAUAAUGUGACUGUAUUUGAGGUAACAGUGCAGCGUGAUGGUAUACACAAGUUACCAAUGUUACUACGAAAUUGUCAUCAAUUGGAAGUCGUGCGACUUUAUGGCGAUUUGAAUAGUUGGACUGGAUUCCUAAAUGCGAGCGAAAUGAUUGGGGAAGUGGGAGAUAUAGUGCCGUUGAAAAUGAGAGAGAUGGUAAUAGUGACUAAUUGGGCCGUGAGUGCAGCUGGAUUGAGCAAAUUUUUUCAAAAGUGCAGGGCAUUCUUGAGUAAUAUGACAGUGCAUUGUUUCGAUCACACACUUGACAUUAAGCCAUAUACGGAUGCAAUAACCGAGUAUGUGAAAAGACAUGGAAUGGAUGUAAAAUGCCUUUCAUGUAGAUUAGAGGAUAGACUUUUGGAGUUUACUUAUCGGUCCACUUCGUCUGACGAUCGUAAAUGA
Molecule: messenger RNA, 1689 nt
Organism: Paraglomus brasilianum
Lineage: Eukaryota; Fungi; Glomeromycota; Glomeromycetes; Paraglomerales; Paraglomeraceae
Source: the annotation of a GenBank genome assembly